Molecule: messenger RNA, 2485 nt
Organism: Halichondria panicea
Lineage: Eukaryota; Metazoa; Porifera; Demospongiae; Suberitida; Halichondriidae
Exons: 1
Coding region: 35-2485 (816 amino acids)
Source: RefSeq, a predicted model, not a curated record
AAGUUCGAAACUGUACCUAUUUAAAAGAACUGGUAUGUAUGUCAAGUUAACGAUUAACAACAACUUGGCUCAAUACGGAGGGGGGAUCUUUGUGGCAGAUGACACACAGAGGAGUGCGUGUGGAGGAGUGGUCACAGAAGAUGAUGAUACUCGCACCAUUUUUGCUGACUGCUUCAUUCAAACAAUUAAACUGUAUGAGGAGGACAACAAUAAUCCGAACUAUAUCAACACAUUCAUGACUAACAACACGGCUAUCCAAUCAGGAGCAGACAUCUACGGAGGUCUGUUGGAUAGGUGUAAAAUAAGUCAAAAUGCUGAAUAUGAAAUUUCUUCAAAUGGAUCUGGAUUGGACUACAUAAAUAACACCAUGAAAUCCUCCACCGAAUUAUCAAUUUCCUCUAGGCCCCUGCAGGUGAUGUUUUGUAACUAUUCACAAAGUGACUAUGUUUCUCCAAAAAAGGGACACACAUUUAAAAUCAGUGUUAUGGCUGUUGACCAAGUUGGAAAUCCAAUGAAUGCAACAAUUCGCAGUUCUGUUGUCAGUGAGAGUGGAUUUGAUCGUCUUAAAGAAGGACAGACAAAACAAGAAGUUGUCAAUCAGUGCACAGAAUUAGAGUACAAUGUAUUCUCACAAGACAGCUCUGCUCAAGUGGAACUCUAUGCUGAGGGUCCAUGCAUUAAUUUGGGAAUUUCAAGACAACUUAUCAAUAUUUCUUUUCAACCCUGCACAUGCCCUAUUGGACUGAAACCUAUUCAGUCCGAUACUGAGUGCAAGUGUGACUGUGAUCCAGACUUGCAACAAUAUCAGAUAACAAACUGUUCUGAGAAAUACGGAACCUUAAAGCUGGAAAGUAAUAACAACAUAUGGAUAGAAUUCAUAAAUACCACAACAGGAACAGUAGGGUAUGUUGUUAGUAACUGCACAUUUGACUAUUGUGUAGAAAAACCAGUCAACAUCAGUCUAAGUAGCCCUGACAAACAGUGUGCCUAUAAUCGAAGUGGUGUCUUGUGUGGAGAAUGUGAAUCAGGACUCAGUGUUAUGUUGGCUACAUCAAACUGUAAAGAAUGCUCUAAUCUUUUCCUUCUUCUACUAGUACCAUUUGCGCUUGCUGGGAUAUUGCUAGUUGCUUUAAUUCUCGUGCUCAACAUCACUAUAGCAACUGGAAGUAUUCAUGGCCUCAUAUUUUACGCCAACAUAGUAGCUGCUAAUAGAGCAAUUUUCUUUCCUAAACUAAACAACUUUGUAACAGUUUUCAUAUCAUGGGUGAAUCUUGACCUGGGAAUCGAGACAUGCUUUUACGAUGGAAUGAACUCUCAAUCAAAAGUGCUUCUUCAACUUGUCUUUCCUGCUUACUUGUUUCUUCUAGUAUUCUUAAUAAUCAUUUUGAGCAUGUACUCUGACUCAUUUUCAAAGCUCCUCUCCAACAGGAACCCAGUUGCUGCCCUAGGCAAACUCGUUUUACUCUCUUAUUCAAAAUUGUUACGGUUUAUCGUUGCUGCACUACAAAACAGGGUCUUGGAAUAUUCCGAUGGUUCAACCAAGACUGUUUGGUUGUUUGACAGCAAUGUACCAUACUUUACUCCCAAUCACAUUCCACACUUUGUUGCUGCAGCCAUAAUCCUCAUUGCCGGUGGAUUGUUCACUGUAUUGCUCUUUUUUGGACAAUGGUUUCCACGCUGUUCCAAGAUUAUGAUAUGGACCAAGAACACAAAGUACAUUGGCUUCAUGGACGCAUACCAUGCUCCAUUCACUCCUAAGCAUCGCUAUUGGGUGGGACUGCUCCUCUUUGCUCUGAUUGCUCAUAAUCUAGUAGUUGCCAUGGCUCCAAACACUUUUCUACCAGUUCUAUCAUCAGGGUGUAUUGCAUUCGGACUGAUAACAUUGACCAACGGAGUGCACAAAAGCCAAUUUAACAAAUAUCUAGAAAUAAUAUUUCUGCUUAAUCUCGGCAUUCUAUCUAUUGGCACUUCAUACAUUGUUGAAACACACCAACAGCAAGAAACACUGACCAUUGUUUCAAUGUCCAUAGCUUUCAUUCUCUUUGUGACAAUAAUCAGCUACCAUUUCCACCACUUCAUACUAAAGAAGACUAAAACAUGGCUCAAGAUAAAGCAAGUUGCAAAAAACUUGACAACUGGUGAAGUUGCAUACAAAAAGAACCGAGAACCUAACAAUACCAUGGCAAUGCAUCAGUUUGAAAUUGAUAACGAUGACAAUGAACGAUUUAUAGCUGAGCAAAUAGACAUUGUGGGCACACCACUUUACACUGAUGAAGCAGUAAAAGCAGCUGACCCUGAUCGUUACAUCACUCCUCCCAUUAUCAGACCAGCCACAAGGCCGGACCAGCUGAGAGAGCCUGCCCUGGACGUACUAGCCCCCCUCACCGUAGAGGACUACAGAAGACCAGCCCCUCCCCCUCAAAGAGCCAACUGUUAUCCUGUUGUUACACACACAGAAAUCGGCCCCAUACGCAAUGAAGUGUGA